Bolinopsis microptera is the source of this 2917-nucleotide messenger RNA. RefSeq lists its product as uncharacterized. The transcript is spliced from 2 exons. The record is from RefSeq and is a predicted model, not a curated record. Gene Ontology annotation, cellular component: chromatin; nucleoplasm. Gene Ontology annotation, molecular function: RNA binding. Gene Ontology annotation, biological process: regulation of gene expression. Bases 4 to 2379 code for a protein of 791 amino acids. Lineage: Eukaryota; Metazoa; Ctenophora; Tentaculata; Lobata; Bolinopsidae.
CUCAUGGCAGAAGAAACCUUGUCACCAUCGCCUCCACCCCAGAAUACUCCAUCAGAAGAAGAGCAGGUAGAAGAGGAAGAACCUUUAGUUAAACAAUCUUCUAUCCCUAAUAACCCUGACAGACAGUCUCCUGUUCCCGAUAACGAUGAGAGAGAAUCUUCUAUCCCAGAUAAUUCUGAAAGACAAUCUUCUAUUCCAGAUCAUUCUGACAGGCAAUCAUCUGUACCAGAUCACUCUGACGAGAACGAGGCUACAAAAAUAAUUGUUCUCCAGCUUUCCUUUGGCUCCACCGAAGAGACGGUGCAUGAAUAUUUCUCCAAAUUUGGAGAAAUUGAAAAGUUGGACUUGAAGCGAUAUCCUGAUGGUACUUCCAGAGGUUUUGCGUUUAUCAUCUUCAAAACCGAAGACGCCCUAGCUCACGUUUUAAAUGAGCAGGACCACUCUAUUGACAACCGUAGAGUGACAGUAGAAAAAGCUAGAACUAGAUCAGAGAAAAUGCAAACUAACAAAAUAUUCAUUGGGAAACUUCCAUCCGAACUUACGGAAGAACAUCUGAGAGACUAUUUCUCUGAGUUUGGUGAAAUCGAAGAGAUUCAAUUUGUAUUCAACAAGCAAACCCGUGAACGGAAGAGUUUCUGUUUCAUUCAGUUCAAGUUCAGUGACGCUGUAGAGAAAAUAACAGAAUCUAAGGUUCCUCCUGAGAGCACUCGUCACACUAUUCAAUCAUUCGAAAUAGAGUGCAAGAAAAAGUUCGACGACAGUCAUCCUAUACAGCGCAAGAUUAAAGCAAUAGAACGCCAGAAGAAAGGAUGGGACUAUUACGGUAACCAUGGCAACAACUACGGGAACAAUGCGUAUGAUUACAACAGCAACUACGGAGGUCCAUACUACGGAUACGGUCACUACGGCGGUCACUACGGCGGUCACUACGGCGGUCCACCUCACAGGGACAUGUAUUACAACGGUUACGAAGAGUACAACAAUGCGUACAAUGGUUACUAUAACAACGGAAACAUGGGUAAAACAGCUAAUGGUGGUAGCAGAGGUAACAGCCGUGGUAACAAAAAUAGCACUAAUAAUAGUAACUUAUCUCAGAUUGUUAUGUCUGACACAGAAGCUCCUCAAGAAGUAGUCCCGGAGACCAUGGAGACACCAGCAGAGGAAGCAGCACCAGCAGAGGAAACUCCAGCAGAGCCUGAACCUCAAGCUGAAGAGGAGGUAAUGGAAGAAGAACCAGAAGUAGCCGAACCAGAAGAGGCUGAACCAGAAGAGGCCUCAGUUGUAGUGACAGAUGAUGUAGCACCUCCUGGCACCGAGCCAGAGCAAGAGAUGGAAUCCGAACAGCCAGCAACUGAAGCACCUGUGCAGUGCGAGGAAACUACCUAUGUAUCUGGACCAGAGAAACCUGUCGCUGGACCUGAGGAACCAGGCAAGGAAGAACCAGCACCAAUGGCUGUGGAAUCUGUCCCUGAAGUAGAUCCCGAGACCAGAGCUAUGAUAGAAGACCUUGACAGCGAACUUCCUGAUGAGAUAGACAGCCCUAAAGUUCUUGUACAAAACUUAGCUGAGACCACAUCUGAGGAUACACUGAAGGAGUAUUUCAGCAAGUUUGGUGAGGUCAGGAUUGCGAAGCUGAAAAAAGACGGGGAAGGCAAGUCCACAGGAUUCGCCUUCAUCAUCUUCUCUGAUACCGCCAACAUUGCAAAAGCCUUGGAGCAAUCAGAACACGAGAUUGACGGUUCUGUAGCCAAGCUAACGAAAGCAAUGCCUUCUUCCGAGAAAAUGAAAACAAACAAACUCUUCGUUGGAGGUCUUCCAGCCGCACUUUCAGAGGAACAACUCCGUGUUUACUUCGAGAAAUACGGUAAGAUCCAAAACUUCCAGUUCAUUGUCAACAAAAUGACGAACACAAGGAAAGCUUUCUGUUUCAUCUUGUUUGAAAGCUCAGAUUCAGUUGAGAAGAUCACGGAAGGCAAGAUUCCUCCCAACAGUGUAGUCCACACGAUAGAAGGGCACACUGUAGACUGCAAGAAGAAGUUCGAUGAGGAUCACCCUGUUCAGAAGAAGAUCAAAGCAAGGUCAGCACAGUACAACUCGAACAGACAACAUAACUACCACAACAGCAACAAUUAUGGAGGUCAGGGACAAUAUGAUGCUUCAGCAGCUGGUGCAUAUGCCGGCUACGGAGCAUACGGAUACAGUGGUUAUGAACAGUACUAUGGUGCAUACGGUGCAUACGGCGCCUACCCCGGAUACGGCUAUCCAGCAUAUCCAGGUUACGCUUAUCCAGGUUACGCAUAUCCCCAAGCUCAAGCAUACGGCAGCCAAUACGGCCCAGUGAAGCAAAACAGAAGUAACAGUACGUACAAACCAUAUUAAGCCCCAGUCAUCUGGCAUUGACUCUUAUUUGUGAUACUGUAUGUCCAUAUUGUAAACCGAUUUUUAUCGUAUCUGAUAGUUUUAUGGCAGAGCCGGUUUUUACAAUUUCAAUUCAUAACGAUAAUGUGAUCAGAGUUUCAUUAAUUUUUCGUCUUAACGCGUGAGUUCUGAGACUUAUAAUAAGGUUUCCUCUUUAAAGUAUGAUAUAUCUUUAAGAACCUUUUAUUCGAGUUGUCUUGAACUUAAUGAGCAUUUAAUUUUAACCAACCUGAUUAUCGGAGCUGAUUCCAGCCUGAAAUGUUUUGCUAAUAGGUGAAAUAUUUAAACUUAAAAUAUCUUUAACAAUCAGUUAUCAAAUGAUGCACAGUCUCUAUUUAUUUGAAACAAACGUCUAAGGGAAAUGAAAUAUGCCUUGGCAAGUUUUAGACGUUUCCGACUUCAAUAUUGUUCAGGAAUAUUCUGUUGUUUGAUUUCCACUUAUAAUAUCGUGUAAAAAACAUGAUUUUAUUUUAAUAUGAACCUUAUUCCUGACGUUCAA